CCUACAAUCAUCACCAUCAUCAUCAUCAUCCUCUGAAUUCUGAAAACCAUUUGCGUCAUUUUCUUCAAUCAUUCACCACACUCUCUCAGGGUUUUAUCGAAAUGUUUACCAGAAGCCGGCGUUUCCCUUCGUCUUCUUCAUCCUCCGACAAGAAUUCAGAUAAUUCAGUUUCAAACAAAAAGGUCAUCAACGCCGUCAAGACCCGGUUAACGAAGAAACGUCCCGCUCUCGCCGAAGUGACCAAUAACAAAAAUGCAUCUCUCGUCAAAACCUCCGUUGGUGCUCCAUCUAAACCUAUGGUUCCGUGUGCAUCCAAAACUGCGAAGACAAAGAAGGAUUCUAUUGCAAGUUCAAAGAAAAAUGUUACGUCUAAGAACACUUUGCAACCCCCUUUGAGAGUUAAAUCAAGUGAAUUGGUGCCUGUUAACGAGGCAUGUUUGACCAAAACUAGUGAAACUAAGUCUGAAGUUCAAGCCUCCAUUGCUGGGCCAAGCAAUGAUGGUGCUGUUUGUCCUGAUUUUAAGAGUGUGGUCUGUGCUCCAAGAUGGAUGGACAUUUCUCCUAGUAACACCUUUAGUGGUUCUGUUUCACUAGAUGAGAGCAUGUCAACCAAUGAUUCUUUGAUGAGUCCGGAAUUCAAAUAUACUGGCAAUGACGAUGUUGCGUCGAUCAAAUCAAUUGAAAAUCGAACGAGCAACAUUCUCAAUAUUUCAGACUCUUCCAAAAUGGCAGGGAGAAUACAAGAUAUUGACACCAUACUGAAGUCAAAAGCAAAUGAAGUUGUUGAUAUUGACUGCAAUUUCAAAGACCCGCGGUUUUGUGCAUCCAUUGCCAAUGAAAUCUAUGAAAAUUUGCGUGUAUCUGAGAAAAAUAAAAGGCCAUCUAUAGACUUCAUGGAGAAGAUACAGACAGACAUCAAUGCCGGCAUGCGGGCAAUGCUUAUUGAUUGGCUUGUGGAGGUUGCCGAAGAGUACAGACUUCUACCUGAUACACUAUUUUUGGCAGUUAACUACCUUGAUCGCUAUCUUUCAGGCAAAGCAAUGAACAGACAGCGGUUACAACUACUUGGUGUUUCCUGCAUAAUGAUUGCCGCUAAAUACGAGGAAAUCUGUUCCCCCAAGGUGGAAGAGUUCUGUUAUGUCACUGAUAAUACAUAUUCUAAGGAGCAGGUGUUGGAGAUGGAGUCCUCUGUGCUGAAUUUCUUGAAGUUUGAAAUGACAGCUCCUACAACUAGAUGUUUUUUGAGACGCUUCAUUACUGUCGCCCAACAAACAUAUGAGGUUCCAUUGAUGCAGUUGGAGUAUUUGGCGGACUAUCUAGCAGAGUUAUCGCUUAUAGAGUAUGAUAUGCUUAAGUACACCCCGUCACUAAUAGCUGCAUCAGCCACUUUCUUGGCUAAAUAUAUACUACUUCCUAUGGAGAAACCUUGGAACUCCAUGCUAAGGCAUUACACGGGUUACCAAGCAUCAGAGUUGUGUGAAUGUGUUAAGGGACUACAUUUCUUGUACUGCAAUGGCUAUCAUAAUUCACCUUCCAUUACUGCUAUCAGAGAGAAAUACAGUCAGCAUAAGUUCAAGUUUGUGGCGAAGAAGAAUUGUCCUCCAUCAAUACCAGUAGAAGUAUUUCACAACUGAUCCUACAUACAAUUACAAAAAGUGGAUAGCAAAACACUAAAUUGAACAUUCUUGACAUAUUUGUCAAAAAGUGAUAUAUUUGUCAGACAACUAAAUUGAUUUUUUAAGAAAAGGUCACAACCGAGUGUUUAAAAAUGUACAAAAAAGUGUUACUACUAUUCAAAUAUUUGGGGCGCCUGUUUUGCAAGUUCUAGACUGGGAGCAAAGGGAUGUAAAGUUGCUUCUCAUUGCCUUGUGGAUUUUUCGCUUGUACCAUUUUUGUGCCAUUCAUUAUG
Molecule: messenger RNA, 1909 nt
Organism: Vicia villosa (hairy vetch)
Lineage: Eukaryota; Viridiplantae; Streptophyta; Magnoliopsida; Fabales; Fabaceae
Product: cyclin-A1-4-like
Exons: 12
Coding region: 102-1634 (510 amino acids)
Biological process (GO): regulation of cyclin-dependent protein serine/threonine kinase activity; mitotic cell cycle phase transition
Cellular component (GO): cyclin-dependent protein kinase holoenzyme complex; cytoplasm; nucleus
Molecular function (GO): cyclin-dependent protein serine/threonine kinase regulator activity
Source: RefSeq, a predicted model, not a curated record